Messenger RNA from Colletotrichum spaethianum, 1851 nucleotides. Its product is annotated as putative Xaa-pro aminopeptidase PEPP. The transcript has 4 exons. The coding region runs from base 1 to 1851 and encodes 616 amino acids. The record is from RefSeq and is a predicted model, not a curated record. NCBI's taxonomy places the organism in Eukaryota, Fungi, Ascomycota, Sordariomycetes, Glomerellales, Glomerellaceae. Gene Ontology annotation, molecular function: metalloaminopeptidase activity.
AUGGAGCGAAUUGACACAACUGGUCGCCUCUCCAGGCUCAGGGAGUUGAUGAAGGAGCGCAAAGUCGACGUCUACGUCAUCCCAUCUGAAGACUCCCACGCCUCCGAGUACAUUGCUGGCUGCGAUGCCCGCCGCGAAUUCAUCUCCGGCUUCAGUGGCUCUGCUGGAUGCGCUGUUGUCACUCUGGACAAGGCAGCCCUGGCCACUGACGGGAGGUACUUCAAUCAGGCCUCCAAACAGCUCGACCAGAACUGGUUACUCCUGAAGCAGGGCCUACAAGACGUUCCCACUUGGCAGGAGUGGUCUGCAGAGCAAUCCGCUGGUGGGAGGGUUGUUGGCGUCGACCCCGAGCUUAUCACGGGCUCAAUUGCAAAGAAGCUUGCCGAAAAGAUUAAGCGAUCCGGCGGUUCUGAUCUGGUACCCCUGGACGAGAACUUGGUAGACCUUGUGUGGGCUGAAGAUCGCCCGGCUCGUCCCAAGAACCCCGUCAGGGUAUUGCCUGAGAAAUUCAGCGGCAAGGAUGUCAAGACCAAGCUCAAGGAGUUGAGACAAGAGUUGGACAAAAAGAGUUCGCGGGCUUUUGUUGUGUCCAUGCUGGACGAGAUUGCCUGGCUUUUCAACCUUCGUGGCGAUGAUAUCCCCUACAACCCCGUCUUUUUUUCAUAUGCUAUCAUCACGUCUGACUCAGCAACCUUAUACGUGGACGAUUCUAAGUUGGGAGAACAAACCCGGGCCUAUCUUGCAAGCAAUGACAUUGCUGUGAAGCCCUACGAGACCAUCUUCGACUCUAUUGGCGCUCUACGUUCUGACCAAUCCACCGAAGUGGCUCCUGGGGCCCCUUCCAAGAGAUUCAUGAUUCCAACCAAGGCUUCGUGGGCUCUGAAGCGUUCCCUUGGCGGGGAUGGUCAGGUUGACGAGGUUCGCAGUCCUAUCGGAGACUCCAAGGCUGUCAAGAACAAGAACGAAAUGGCUGGUAUGAGGGCUUGCCACAUUCGAGACGGAGCUGCCUUGAUCGAAUACUUUGCCUGGCUUGAAGAUCAAUUGGUCGCCAAGAAGGUGAAGUUGGACGAAGUCGAAGCGGCCGACAAGUUGGAGCAGCUUCGGUCGAAGCAGAAGGACUACGUCGGGCUAUCAUUCGACACCAUUUCCUCGACUGGUGCAAAUGCUGCUGUAAUUCAUUACAAGCCUGAGCGCGGCGCAUGCUCGGUCAUUGACCCCACCGCCAUCUACUUGUGCGAUUCUGGAGCUCAGUAUCUCGAUGGAACCACCGACACCACAAGAACGCUUCACUUUGGACAGCCGACUGAGGCCGAAAAGCUUGCUUACACUCUAGUCCUCAAGGGCAAUAUUUCACUGGAUACUGCCAUCUUCCCAAAGGGCACGACAGGCUUUGCAAUUGACUGCUUGGCUCGCCAGCACUUAUGGAAAGAAGGUCUGGACUACCGUCAUGGAACAGGUCACGGUGUUGGAUCUUACCUCAAUGUACACGAAGGCCCUAUUGGCAUCGGUACCCGCGUCCAAUUCGCCGAGGUCGCUCUGGCGCCAGGUAACGUUGUGUCAAUCGAGCCGGGCUUCUACGAGGAUGGAUCAUACGGCAUACGAAUCGAGAAUGUAGCCAUGGUGACUGAAGUCAAGACGAAGCAUUCUUUUGGCGACAAGCCCUACUUAGGGUUCGAGCACGUCACUAUGGUCCCCUACUGCCAAAACCUAAUCGAGCCCAGCCUCUUGACGGCCGAAGAAAAAGCGUGGCUCAACACGCACAAUGCCGACAUUUUCCAGAAGACCAAAGACUACUUCCAGAAUGAUCCUCUGACUCUGACAUGGCUGACGCGGGAGACGCAGCCUUUGUAG